GCCAGCUCGAUGAGAGGACAAAAAGCUCAGCCCCAGGGCGUCUGCAAACGCAUUCGUGCUCGCUUGCAGCUCUACAGUUAUGCCUUCGCCCGCAGCGAGCGAUGGCGCAGCGACCGCCGCACCAGAGGCGACUGACAAGGCGCCAGCACCAGAGGCCGCAGCGACGAGCGACGCCGCAGAGUCCAAGGAAGAAGAGGACUGCGGCUUCUGCACCUACAUGCGCGCGGGCCCCUGCGGCGAGGUCUUCACCGCGUGGGAGAAGUGCGUCGAGGACCACCGGAGCCGCGACGAGGACUUUGCGAAGGGCUGCGUGCCCGCGACGCGCGCCCUGACCGAGUGCAUGAGCGAGCACAAGGACUAUUACGAGCUCCCGGAUCAGGAGGCACCCGCGGCGGACGCGCCUGAGACGGCGCCGAUCGCCGCGGCCACGGUUGCCGACGCGCCCGCGGCCACCGCGUCGGUGGAGCCCGCUGGCGGCGACCCGGCGGCGGAGAGCCGGGCGGCCGCGUAGAUGUCACGUGUGUUCUCGUGUGCCCGGUGGAUGCAAUGCGGCGUAGCACCCGGAGCAGAGUC
This is a messenger RNA of Pelagomonas calceolata, 573 nucleotides long. NCBI's taxonomy places the organism in Eukaryota, Pelagophyceae, Pelagomonadales, Pelagomonadaceae. The record is from the annotation of a GenBank genome assembly.